Molecule: messenger RNA, 1034 nt
Organism: Ochlerotatus camptorhynchus
Lineage: Eukaryota; Metazoa; Arthropoda; Insecta; Diptera; Culicidae
Product: PHD and RING finger domain-containing protein 1-like
Exons: 2
Coding region: 1-888 (295 amino acids)
Source: RefSeq, a predicted model, not a curated record
AUGCCGAACCCCCCGGAUCCUCAACGUAUGCCUGCAGAUAAAGAGGUUAGUUGUGUGGCGUGCAGCAAGUCCGAUUUGCCGGCCAACUUCGUGCAAUGCGACACCUGUGAUUGCUGGUGGCAUUUCGCAUGUGCCGACGUCGAUUCAUCGAUUAGCGAACGGGCAUGGAUAUGCACCAAGUGCGAAGCUGCCCCCAGCGUGUCGGCAAGAAGCAGCAAAUCCAACAAAAGCGGAUCGACUGUCGCUCACGAGCUCGAACGACUGAAGCGACAGCAAGACCUCGAGCGGCAACAGGCGGAUUUGAAGCUGCAGAUGAAAUUUUUAAAGCAGCAACAAAAACUGCUGGAUAAGGCCAGAGCGGCCGAGGAGACCCGGAGUCAGAAGAGCCAAGUAAGUAGUCAGGCACAUAAUCGGCGAGUGCGUCGAUGGGUAGAGGAGUCGUCCCGUGACGGUACGGAAGAAGGCGCGGUGGGCGGAAAUCCAGCACCAGCUGCCUCGCCAAUCGAUCACGGCGUUCAACCACAAGGCUCCAACACCGGUGACCCGAAUCAAACCCAGGGGAGAGCGAAAUCUCGCGAUCGGUCGCAGUCGCGUAACGAAGUGGCUGAAUUGCGAGCACAGUUGGAGCAAUGCAUGAAGCGGAUGGAAGAAGCUUUCCGUCAGCAGCCAGCGAACACGGUACCGCAAGCGCCACCGCUGUGGGUACCCGAACCGGGAAGGAUGACACGUGAUGAACACCGGGAUACAGGUGCUAUUCCUAAAACGUAUCCUAACCCGGAACAAGCAGUCCUCCCACAACCAACCAAAACAACCACCCAUUUCCUCAGUUUGUGCCACCGCAAAGUACAAACCCACUCUCAAACAUUAACGAUCGCCUUCCUUACAUGAAUGGGUCCAACCGUCAAGUUUUCCCCCUACGAAAUCCCCCUAGAAAUCCCCCCGUGAAUGUGCAAUUGGGUCCCACGUCGCAGCAGCUUGUAGCCCGUCAGUCCUUAGCUAGGGAUCUUCCUACGUUCACCGGGGACCCAGCCGAA